This is a messenger RNA of Dothidotthia symphoricarpi CBS 119687, 1260 nucleotides long. Its product is annotated as Indoleamine 2,3-dioxygenase. The transcript is spliced from 2 exons. Gene Ontology annotation, biological process: 'de novo' NAD+ biosynthetic process from L-tryptophan. The coding region runs from base 1 to 1260 and encodes 419 amino acids. Gene Ontology annotation, cellular component: cytoplasm. Gene Ontology annotation, molecular function: indoleamine 2,3-dioxygenase activity; metal ion binding; heme binding. The record is from RefSeq and is a predicted model, not a curated record. Lineage: Eukaryota; Fungi; Ascomycota; Dothideomycetes; Pleosporales; Dothidotthiaceae.
AUGAGCCCUCACAAAAUUGAUAUUUUGCCUUCACCUGCAGCCCUCUCGUCAUAUGGCAUCUCAAAAAAUGGCUUUUUGCCCGCGGAUGCACCUCUUAGUAGGUUACCACACGACUACUAUCAGCCAUGGGAAAACAUCAUGAAAGACUUGCCGGUUCUCAUUGAGAAACAGCAGAUUAGACAGCGCAUAGAUGAAUUGCCUACCCUCGAUACUUUGCAUCUGGACAGCGAAGCAGAAUGGCAGCGAGCCUACUCAAUGCUUGCUGUUUUUACACAAGGAUAUGUUUGGACAGGGCCAGAGCCAUCAGAGCGACUACCUCCUGCAAUUUCAAUCCCCUUCCUGGAAAUUGCCGAGCGUCUUGAGGUGCAUCCCAUCGCAACAUAUGCCGCGUUGAAUCUAUGGAACUGGAAGCCACUCGAGGAGGGCGCAGAUCUCACGCAACCAGAGAACAUGGUGGCAGUUCAUACAGCGACCGGUACCGACGACGAAUCAUGGUUCUUGAUCAUUUCGAAUGCCAUGGAGGCCAGAGCAGGGCUAUUAAUCCAUGGAAUGUUAGCAGCCAUGGAAGCAGUCGAGCGCAACGAUUUGCCAACGAUCAUCUAUGGCCUAGAGUACUUCAAACAGAGUAUGGUGGAGAUUGGAAAACUUCUGGAACGUAUGGAUGAGCGAUGCAACCCCCAAGUGUUCUACCACACAAUUAGACCAUUCUUGGCGGGUAGUAUGAACAUGGAAGCUGCAGGUCUGCCAAAUGGUGUAUUCUAUGACGAGGGUGAGGGGAAAGGAUCCUGGAGAAAGUACCGCGGCGGCAGCAACGGGCAGAGCUCACUGCUACAAUUCUGCGAUGCCGUACUCUCAGUCAACCAUUCCCGGUGCGGUGGCUUCCACGCAGAGAUGCGCCGCUAUAUGCCAGGCCCACAUGCCAGGUUUUUGGACGACAUCGAGGCUAUCGCAAAUAUCCGCAGUUAUGUCGACAACCACCAGGAUAACACCGAGCUCCUCGCAGCCUUUAACGAAGCAGUCGCAGCUCUCAGUGGGUUCCGUGACAAGCACAUCGCUCUGGUAACCAGAUACAUCAUAAUACCUAGUCGCAUGGCCAAACCAGCACACAACAUCAAACGCACAGAUAUCGCUUCGGCAUCUACUAAGAUAUCGUCGGAGAAGGGACAAACACUGGAACUAAGGGGCACCGGAGGCACUAAGCUGAUUCCAUUCUUACGAACAUCGAGGGAUGAGACCAGUGAGACCGCAGUCGCCCGUUGA